Antechinus flavipes (yellow-footed antechinus) is the source of this 1838-nucleotide messenger RNA. RefSeq names its product collagen alpha-2(I) chain-like. The record is from RefSeq and is a predicted model, not a curated record. The transcript has 2 exons. The coding region runs from base 544 to 1449 and encodes 301 amino acids. Lineage: Eukaryota; Metazoa; Chordata; Mammalia; Dasyuromorphia; Dasyuridae.
GACCCACUGGGCCUCUUUCCUUCUCUCCCUUGGGAUGGGGACCAAGGACCCACUGGGGCUUUUCCUUCUCUCCCUGGGGAUGGGGACUGAGAGAUCCACUGGGGCCUCUUCCCUUCUCUCCCUGGGGAUGGGGACCAAGGACCCACUGGUCCUCUUCCCUUCUCUCCCUGGGGAUGGGGAUCAAGGACCCACUGGGGCUUUUCCUUCUCUCCCUGGGGAUGGGGACCAAGGACCCCACUGGGGCUUUUCCUUCUCUCCCUGGGGAUGGGGACUGAGAGAUCCACUGGGGCCUCUUCCCUUCUCUUCCUGGGGAUGGGGACCAAGGACCCACUGGGCCUCUUUCCUUCUCUCCUUUGGGAUGGGGACCAAGGACCCACUGGGGCUUUUCCUUCUCUCCCUGGGGAUAGGGACUGAGAGAUCCAUUGGGGCCUCUUCCCUUCUCUUCCUGGGGAUGGGGAUCAAGGACCCACUGGGCCUCUUCCCUUCUCUCCCUGGGGAUGGGGAUCAAGGACCCACUGGGCCUCUUCCCUUCUCUCCCUGGGGAUGGGGACCAAGGACCCACUGGGGCUUUUCCUUCUCUCCCUGGGGAUGGGGACUGAGAGAUCCACUGGGGCCUCUUCCCUUCUCUCCCUGGGGAUGGGGACCAAGGACCCACUGGUCCUCUUCCCUUCUCUCCCUGGGGAUGGGGAUCAAGGACCCACUGGGGCUUUUCCUUCUCUCCCUGGGGAUGGGGACCAAGGACCCACUGGGCCUCUUUCCUUCUCUCCCUUGGGAUGGGGACCAAGGACCCACUGGGGCUUUUCCUUCUCUCCCUGGGGAUGGGGACUGAGAGAUCCACUGGGGCCUCUUCCCUUCUCUCCUUGGGGGUGGAAAAUUCCCAGAUUGGAAACCAGCAGGAGCAGAGGGGAGGGCCUGGAGACACACAAUGGACCGGACACACGGUCCCACGGAGGUGGGAAUCAAAAGACCAGAGGGAGGCCCUGGCAGCCCAGAUCUGGGUCCCUUCUAGCCUGGCUCACUCUGAGCUCCAGACACCUCCCUGGGCCCAGGGUCACGGGUUACCAAAGUGAGAGUUCAAGGGGCUCCAAACAGGUGGCCCAGAGAGGCCCAGCUCUGAGUAAAGGCAGGGGUACGUGCAAGUGCCCAGGGACACGUGGGUUCCAAAGAGAGGAUGUCCCCCUGGCACCCGGCAGUUAUCUCAGGCCCCACUGUGUGCUGAGCCCCGCCACCCUCACCAAGUGCAUCCACUCUUCCAGAGUCAGGCUGGGCCUGGGGAGCCCUGUUCAGACGGGGAUCCCACAGGGAGACCCCAAUCUCAAGGAACCCCCAGAUAAAGGUCAAGCUGAGCCAGCGGGCGGACACAAAGCCCUGGGGCUCGGGAACCGUGGAGGGCAUCCAGAGACAGGUAGCGACCUGUGGCCCCGGGGCCCAGCAGGAGCCUCCCCAUAGUGGGACAAAUCCCCGGCGGAUCCCAGACUCCCACCCCGCGGGAACGGGGGAGAAGACCUGAAAGUGGCUCCCGAGCCAGCCAGGAAGCGGGAGCAGGCCGGCCCGAGGGGGAGGUGUGCGAGCGUGCACACAUGUAAACACGGAGCGGGUUCCUCCCGCAUGUAAAUACCAGCUAGGAUACCGCCAGUAAACAUGGCCUCGGGUACCGGGGCCUGGAAACCCCAGAGCCCCAGCUGCCCGGUGGGAAAGCGUGGCUGAGUCUGGGGGUACGCCGGAUGCCCCCCAUUGUCCAAGUCUUUCAGCAGGGAUACCAGAAUGUGCCCAGGGCUGCCAGGAGCAAGACCAGCAGGCCAGUUCCCAGCCCCACCGUCAAUGCUGCCACAUCCACC